Quercus robur (English oak) is the source of this 985-nucleotide messenger RNA. RefSeq names its product transcription factor TCP11. The record is from RefSeq and is a predicted model, not a curated record. The transcript has a single exon. Gene Ontology annotation, molecular function: DNA-binding transcription factor activity; sequence-specific DNA binding. Bases 152 to 787 code for a protein of 211 amino acids. Gene Ontology annotation, cellular component: nucleus. Lineage: Eukaryota; Viridiplantae; Streptophyta; Magnoliopsida; Fagales; Fagaceae.
GGGGUCAAUAGAAUCCACAGACUCCCCACUUCUCUUCAUUUCCCAUCUCUCUCUCUCUCCAAAACUCCAAACCCUAAACUCUCUCUAUUUCCUCUGCAACUCUUUCUAAAACCCCUAACCCUAAAAACUCCUAAACCCUCUUUUUAUCCAAAUGGGCUCAGACAUGGUUCUCCACUUCUCCGAGCAAGACCCCACAAAGCAAGUUCCGCCCACACCCGCCACCACUACCGCCGCCGCCGCCACUGUUGCUGCCACGGCCAAAACCACCACACCCAAAACCCAAGUGUCUGCUCUCUCUCUCCCUCGCACCAGAGACCGUCACACCAAGGUGAACGGCCGCGGCCGCCGCGUCCGAAUGCCGGCGCUCUGCGCAGCCCGCAUAUUCCAGCUGACCCGCGAACUGGGUCACCGUUCCGACGGCGAGACCAUCGAGUGGCUGCUCCGACAAGCCGAGCCUUCCAUCAUCGCCGCCACGGGCUCCGGCACAGUCCCCGCCACCACCUCCUCCACUUCGUCCCCGACUCUUUCCUCCUCUGUCCACUCCGUCCCUUGCCGGAUUCAGCCACUCUCGGCCGUGAGCGGCGGGCUUGGAAUGUUCUCUAUGGCUCAGCCGCAACCAUCACAGCAGCCGAGUUGUCGACUCGACUUGUGUCAGCCUAUGGGGUUGGAUUAUGCCGCGGCGGCGAAUAAUGGGUAUCGGCACAUGCCGUUCACGGCGCUGUUGUUGCAGCCGGCGGCGACGGAGGAGGCGGAGGAGAAACAGAGAGAAGAGGUUCUUAGAGACUAAAUAUAUAAUCAAUAGUUUAAUACAACUACUAUAUAUGGAUAUGUUUAUCCUUUGUAGCCCUAUAUUAUUAUGGUUCUGAGUGUUUUAGGUUUAAUUAUUAUUAGUCUGCUUAGUAUUUGAGUAGUGAAAGAUGUAAAUUAGUAGGGAAGUAAAGAUGGGAUAUUGAAUGAAAUAUAUAAUGGAUCUCUUUGUUUUUUU